Molecule: messenger RNA, 1557 nt
Organism: Maudiozyma saulgeensis
Lineage: Eukaryota; Fungi; Ascomycota; Saccharomycetes; Saccharomycetales; Saccharomycetaceae
Source: the annotation of a GenBank genome assembly
AUGACAUCCAAUUAUCGUUAUUUAUUGUCAAAAUUUAAACCAACUCGACUCUCCCUAAAUUUGCAACCGCUCAUUAUCACAAGAAGAUCAAUCGAGACAGCAUCUACGAAUGUUCAACAACCGGUAAUUAAAGGGCUAUUCGAAUAUGCUAGGCUUAAUAAUAAAUCAUACAUAAAGAUAAAGGGCCCAGAAUCAGUUAAGUUCAUUAAUGGGUUAGUUUCAUCGAAAUUACAGGAGUCCUUCAUUAAGAAGAAUUUAACUACAAUUGAUGCAAACAAAAACACUGAAACGACCUCUGCUACAAACGAACAGAUAGUACCAGUACCAAAAUUUGAUAUAAUGAAGGGCAAUUGGGGUCUAUAUCAUGAAUCUGGAGAUUAUGGUCCUUACCUCGCAAGAUUCGGUCAAUAUACUGCAUUUCUAGAUGGAAAAGGAAAACUAAUUACAGACUCUAUCCUGUACCCAACACCAUUGACACUAGAUAAUAUAAAUGAUACAAAAUACCCUGAAUAUUUAAUAGAGUUAGACAAAGGGGCUAUGGCAUCUACCAUGAUGCGAACUUUUGAAGGUCAUAAGAUUCUAAGUAAGGUUAAGAUUAAAGCCGUGGAAGAAAACGAGGUAAAGACCUGGGAUGUUUUGGUUAGAUUUGAGAAUAUUCCUACUUCAGAGGAAAAUCCCUGGAUCGAUAACAUACUCAGACCCAUGGCCAGUAUGAAAAGUCCCGAGGAUGCCUUAGCAUUUGCUAACACUGUCGUUGGUACCCUAUUUGAAGGGUUCGAGACAAAUAUUAAGGGCUUGUACAUCGAAAGACGUACAGAUGAGGUUUUGAAAGUAGAUGGAUCUGCUCCGCUGAUGUUUAGGAUAUUGACUGAUAAUUCAAUUGAUGAUAUAUCGACUAUAUUUAACAGUAAAGCGUUUCCCUUCGAUUUCACGGUUUCAAAACAGGAAGAAAGUGCAUUCAGAAAGUUGAGACUUAGAUGUGGCUUAUUAGAUGGCGUUACCGAUGUUAAACCGACCACAGUUUUACCGCUAGAGUUAAACUUCGAUUAUUUUCCUGAUGUGGUAAGUUCUAAUAAAGGUUGUUAUAUAGGGCAAGAAUUGACGGCAAGAACAUUUGCUACAGGAAUUUUAAGAAAAAGAAUAGUUCCUGUUAAGAUUCACAACUUACCAGCCCUCCUGUCUUAUAUCAAUAGGCCAGGUCAUAAUUCUGAUAAAUACCUGGAGGUUGAAAUGAAGAGUAAUGGUAAUGAUGAAACCUUUUCAUCUGAGGAAACUGAAUCCCAAAUGGUAACAAGUCCCUUCGGUUCUGGUAAAGUGGUCAGAAAGCGUAAGAGACCUAUAGGUUCUCUCAUAACCUUCGAAGAAGAUGUGGGAAUUGUAAUGCUAAGAACUGAACAUUUUAGUAGAAUAUUUCCACAAGGUAAUUCACAUUCAACAAAACCAAUCCUGUUUAUAGAUGUUGGUGAAGAAAACCCAGAAAAUAAUGUUAUUAUAGAGGUACAAGAACCCUUCUGGCUCAAAAAUUGGUUCAAGUCCAACAGUCCAAAAUUGGUCUAA